GCAGGUUGAAAUCACAAAAGAUACACGUGUUCUUAAGAGAAAAAGAGGAAAUCUGUGUACUUUAUUGUCGGCUUCCAAAGAUUACUAACUUUUAUCUGUAUCGUUAAAAUUGAACUGCCUUGGCUAUACUGCUGCUCUUACUGCUGCUUCCAUUAUUGCCUUCUUCAGCAAAAUAAGGCUUUCUGAAGCCAAAGAAUAACAAGAGAUAAACACCAUUGUAGAAGCCUUGCCGCUAUGAAACUUAAGCUAAAUGUGCCCACCAUUAUUUUGCUGCCUGUCCACUUGUUAAUAACAAUAUACAGUGCCCUUAUAUUUAUUCCAUGGUAUUUUCUUACCAAUGCCAAGAAGAAAAACGCUAUGGCAAAGAGAAUAAAAGCUAAGCCCACUUCAGACAAACCCGGAAGUCCAUAUCGCUCUGUCACACACUUCGACUCCCUAGCUGUCAUAGACAUUCCUGGGGCAGACACUCUGGAUAAAUUAUUUGAUCAUGCUGUAUCCAAGUUUGGGAAGAAGGACAGCCUUGGGACCAGGGAAAUCCUAAGUGAAGAAAAUGAAAUGCAGCCAAAUGGAAAGGUUUUCAAGAAGUUAAUUCUUGGGACUUACAAAUGGAUGAACUAUCUUGAAGUGAACCUCAGAGUGAAUAACUUUGGUAGUGGACUCACUGCAUUGGGAUUAAAACCAAAGAGCACUAUUGCUAUUUUCUGUGAGACCAGGGCCGAAUGGAUGAUUGCGGCACAGACCUGCUUUAAGUACAACUUUCCUCUUGUGACUUUGUAUGCCACACUUGGCAAAGAAGCUGUAGUUCAUGGGUUAAAUGAAUCUGAGGCUGCCUAUCUGAUUACUAGCGUUGAACUUUUGGAAAGCAAGCUUAAGACUGCAUUAUUAGAUAUCACUUCUGUUAAACAUAUUAUUUAUGUGGACAAUAAGACUAUCAAUAAAACAGAAUACCCUGAAGGAUUCGAGAUCCACAGCAUGCAGUCAGUUGAAGAGUUUGGGGCCAAGCCAGAAAACUCAAGCGUUACUCCAAAUAGACCAACUCCUUCGGACAUGGCUAUCGUCAUGUAUACCAGCGGAUCUACUGGCCGACCUAAGGGAGUGAUGAUGCAUCACAGCAACUUGAUAGCUGGGAUGGCAGGCCAGUGUGAGAGAAUUCCUGGCCUGGGACCAAAGGACACAUAUAUUGGCUACUUGCCUUUGGCUCAUGUCCUAGAAUUGACAGCAGAGAUAUCUUGCUUUACCUAUGGCUGCAGAAUCGGAUAUUCUUCUCCACUUACACUCUCUGACCAGUCCAGCAAAAUUAAAAAAGGAAGUAAAGGAGAUUGUACUGUACUGAAGCCUACACUCAUGGCAGCUGUUCCUGAAAUCAUGGAUAGAAUUUAUAAGAAUGUUAUGAGCAAAGUCCAAGAGAUGAAUUAUAUUCAGAAAACUCUGUUCAAGAUAGGAUAUGACUACAAAUUGGAACAGAUCAAAAAGGGAUAUGAUGCACCACUUUGCAAUCUGAUACUAUUUAAAAAGGUGAAGGCUCUGCUAGGAGGGAAUGUACGUAUGAUGCUGUCUGGUGGCGCCCCGCUGUCUCCUCAGACACACCGAUUCAUGAAUGUCUGCUUCUGUUGCCCAGUUGGUCAGGGUUAUGGAUUGACAGAAUCAUGUGGUGCUGGGGCAGUUACUGAAGUUACUGACUAUACUACUGGCAGAGUUGGAGCCCCUCUCAUUUGCUGUGAAAUUAAGCUAAAAGACUGGCAGGAAGGCGGUUAUACAAUUCACGACAAGCCAAACCCCAGAGGCGAAAUCGUAAUCGGUGGACAAAAUAUCUCCAUGGGAUAUUUUAAAAAUGAAGAGAAAACGGCAGAGGAUUAUUCUGUGGAUGAAAAUGGCCAAAGAUGGUUUUGUACUGGUGAUAUUGGAGAAUUUCAUCCUGAUGGAUGUUUACAGAUUAUCGAUCGUAAGAAAGAUCUGGUGAAGUUGCAAGCAGGAGAAUAUGUAUCUCUUGGGAAAGUGGAAGCUGCACUGAAGAACUGUCCACUUAUUGACAACAUCUGUGCUUUUGCCAAAAGUGACCAGUCCUAUGUGAUUAGUUUUGUGGUUCCUAAUCAGAAAAGGUUGACGCUUUUGGCACAACAGAAAGGGGUGGAAGGAAGUUGGGUUGAUAUCUGCAAUAACCCUGCCAUGGAAGCGGAAAUACUGAAAGAAAUUAGAGAAGCUGCAAAUGCCAUGAAAUUGGAGCGAUUUGAAAUUCCAAUCAAGGUUCGAUUAAGCCCAGAGCCAUGGACCCCUGAAACUGGUUUGGUUACCGACGCUUUCAAACUGAAAAGGAAGGAACUGAAGAACCAUUACCUCAAAGACAUUGAGCGAAUGUAUGGGGGCAAAUAAAAUGCUGCUCUCUUAUUUACAGUUGUGCAGGAGGUUGCCUGGUGGUUUUUAGCUGUCUGUUAGAAUGUAAUGUAUAUCAUUCUAAAGACAUGGUAGUAACAAAUACCAAAAGUGAUUAAAGUAAUUGUCUAUAAUUGUUGUCUACUUUAACUUAGUUUUGCAUAGUUCUAGUGAAGCUGAAAUUGAAUAGUUAUUUCCCUUUAGCUGUGUUUUUAAUUUUAGAGCAAAAAACCUGUUUUUAAAAAUUAGCCCAAGAUGAACUUGUUUUUAUAAGAAAAAUAUUUAAUGUUGAACAAAAAAAAAUUGGAGUUGGAGUAGAAUGUAGUUUGAGGAAAUUUGCAGCUUCCCAUGUCUAUUGUCUUCCUAGUUCAGAACAAGCUUAAAUAUUAAGCAUGACAGUAUGUAUUAACACUACUCGAAGCAAAACUGCUAAGGCCUUUAAAAUUAUCUUCCAACCAUUUAUCUUGAAGGGAAAAAUUCAAUCAUUAUAUACAGAAUCAAAUAAUACCUUAGAAACCAUUUUAGAAUUCAUAAUUGCUGCAUAGGUUAGACAUGGAAUCAUUGUAAUGUGAAUAAUUACAGUGCCUGAAGUAAGAAUAAAACAACAUAAACAAACCAAAAAAUAUCUAGUAAAAUAUGUAAAGGGAAAUUGAACCGCUUUUGUGAACUUGGAGGUCUAAAGUCAGUAACUGUAAUUAUUUCAAUGACUUAAAAGUAUUUAAGUACAUUUGAAAAAAUGCUGAAAAUUGCCUUUCUUUUUUCAAAACUUAAGACCGAGACCAAGAGUAAAAUGAUAUGAAGUUAAUCAAAUUUUAACAGGAAGCAUUUUCUGUGUUAGAAAAGGUGAGGAAGUCAUAAAUGUUUGGAAUUAUGACCCUUACACAGGAUAUAGACUCUGAAUUUACCUUUGAUAACAGGGAUUGUUUUAAAAUGUACUCGUAUUAAAUUAUACCUGUAAUUUAAGGUUUGUUGAUUUGACUCUUGAGCAAUAGUUUAUGUUCCAGAAAGCCUUUAAUUUUGCUUUAUUUCGCAAAGCAGAUUAUGAUGAAUUACUUCUUCAAUAUCUUGUUUGAAUCUAUGAAUGAUGAACUAACUUGGAUGAGUUUUGGGAAGUUAAAGGGAAGAGAACACUGUUACCACUUUUUUCCUGUUUGUGAGAAGAGUUUAGAAACUGGAACUGCUAGAUUCAGGAGAAAGGAAGUUACUCAAUUAGGGACUGAUAUUUGUGCAGUAUCUUGGUGUGUGGGCUUCUUUUUGAAUCCUUAAUUAAACAGGGAUUAUAUAUCCCUGAUAAAUAUUCACACUUGAACCAUAGUUACUGUAAAAAGCAAAAAUACUUAAUACUGUUACUCUUCGCACUUUUUCUUUAUCUAUCUAUAUAUUUGUGUGUAUACACACACUCAGACACACACACAUAUAUGUGUAUAUAUAUAUGUUGCUUAUAUUGCUUUGUACGGAUGUGGGCCACCACUGCAACAAAAUACAUUCUUUUUGCUCUAAAGUAUUUAUAAGGAAAUAUUUAAAUGUUAUGUAUAUGGUGGUAAAAAGGAAAAAAACAUCUGGUGUUAUAAGCAAGAAUGAAGGGUUUUGUAAAGAUUUCUGUUCAGUGUUGUGCAGUGUAAAAUUUGAGGCAAGUUCUCCUUGCAAUUAUGUAUAUGUGGGUAUUCUCAUUCUUCCCAACUUGCCUUUGAAGAGUGAAGAACCAUUGUUAUCAAGUAGACUACUAUUCAGCUUCUACUGUUCCUGGCCCACUGUUGGUCCUUUAAGGAUGAUUUCCUUAGACUUUUUCAGUAUGUGAUAUUUCUUCCCAUUUGGAAUGGUGAUUUUAAAUGUGCGAGUGCAUGCAUAUUCAGAUAUUCGCACCCCCACCCACUCCCAUCUCCCAAAAGCUAGAACACUGCCAACUAAUCUGUUAUAUAGGUCCUUUAGAAACACAUGAUUAACACUUAAGGUUGGGUGCUGCUAAUUCUUUGCGAAAAUCCAAAUAUUAUUAAGGGACCAGGGAGAUGCCACUACCCCCUGAUUUUUGAUUAGGAAAUAUACAUGUCUGUGUAAACAGAGCAUUCCAUAUUCAUAGUGACUUUUCAAGUAUUUGAGCCUAAAGGUUUUGAUCGUACAUUUUUAUACCUGUUUAAAUCAUUUGUUGUGGUUAUUUCGUGUCAGCCAUUCAAAUAAAGUUGUAUUUUUAAAAUGUACUACAGUUAUAUACAUUUCUAAGUUGAACACGUGACUUGCUUUAAUUACAUGAAAGCAUCUUGCCUCCUUGAUAUAUGUAUUGAUUUUUUUUUGUAGAGUGGAGGUAUAAUUGUAUGGCUUUUCAGAACUGACACAGAUAAAUGAUUCAAAAAGUCAAGCCAAGGAGAGUAGUGUUUCUUUGAUCAUAAAGACUGAUCAAUAAUCCUCAUCUAUAUUUUCCUGAUAGUAUAUGACAAAUGUUUCUGAGAUAAGAAGAAAACAGGUUAAAGUUGUGUGGUAUUUGGGAUUUGAAGUGAUCUAUUUUAAUUUUGAAAUGUAGUUACAAAUUAGAAUGUAUCCCUAUUUGUAUUUUCUGUUAAAAUGCACGAUUGUAGGAUUGUUACUUAGAUGUUUGUGUUUAUUCUUGAUGAAAAGCUUUGUUCUUGUUUUUAAGUUUGCACUCGAAUCUUAUAAAAUAAAUUCACCCAUGUUAUCAGUU
Molecule: messenger RNA, 5044 nt
Organism: Hipposideros armiger (great roundleaf bat)
Lineage: Eukaryota; Metazoa; Chordata; Mammalia; Chiroptera; Hipposideridae
Gene: ACSL4
Product: acyl-CoA synthetase long chain family member 4
Exons: 15
Coding region: 235-2370 (711 amino acids)
Biological process (GO): long-chain fatty-acyl-CoA metabolic process; neuron differentiation; long-chain fatty acid metabolic process
Cellular component (GO): lipid droplet; endoplasmic reticulum; plasma membrane
Molecular function (GO): arachidonate-CoA ligase activity
Source: RefSeq, a predicted model, not a curated record